Messenger RNA from Bacidia gigantensis, 1731 nucleotides. RefSeq lists its product as uncharacterized. The record is from RefSeq and is a predicted model, not a curated record. The transcript has a single exon. Lineage: Eukaryota; Fungi; Ascomycota; Lecanoromycetes; Lecanorales; Ramalinaceae. Bases 1 to 1731 code for a protein of 576 amino acids.
AUGGGCGCCGUGGUUACGCUUUUGAUUCUGAUGGUGGACCCUUUCACGCAACAAAUCGUACAUUACUACCGCUGUUCCAUGCCAUUGGCACAUUUGCAAGCAACGAUACCUCGAGUGAACUUUCUCGUGCAAAACGUUGCCAGUACUGGUCCGAUGGAUGGUGAAGCUGGACCAGCACUGCAAGCAGCUGUGAUUGAAGGUGCACUUGGAUCUGUUGACAAAGUUGAAGCUGAUUGUCCUUCAACAAAUUGCACAUUCUCUCAGGAGUAUAGUACCAUUGGAUACUGUAGUACCUGCACGGAUACAAGUGAUGAGCUAUGGUUCCUCCAAACAGUGGUCCCGACAAACGGCACUGGUCUUAUAAAUGUGACCACAAUACUGCGGAAUGGUACUAGAUUUAAUGAAACUCUCGAUCAGUCAGCAUAUGACUCACUGUUCAACCGUAUGACCCGAACCACAACGGUUUCGAACUCUAGCUUUUCCAUGAUUUCGGGGCCCGGAAAAGAGUUCAACUUGACAGGUAUGAAAGUCUACGGCAAGGACCCUCAGAAUCCCAAUUCAGCUCGUCAUCGUGUUGCAAUAAUUCUUGCUAAACAAUUCAAAACUUUUGAUCCAAAGACUGGCAAUCAGCCAUCUGAUUGUGACAAUUAUGGAAAAACUGAUUGGUACUGCAAUGGCCUUGGCUCCGCAACAUGUACACUUGAGCCAUGUGUACGCACCUAUGUGUCUAGGGUCAAGAACGGUGUCCUGGAAGAGGAACGUCUCGAUCAUAACGAUCAUUCCAGAAGUCUUUGGGGUUACAAUCAAGGUCCAUCAACCGAUCCAGCCAAUAGAGAUCCACCGACCGAUUCAGUCAAUAGAAAUCCAAGGACCGAUUUAGUCGCACCUACCAAUGAUUCCACCUCACGCUCAUCUCUACCAUAUGUACCCUAUCAGGCAAUCAUAGAUCUAAAUUGUAUUUCAAAUGCAGAGCGCCAAAAUCUGUCAAGGAUUGGCUACACCCUCGGAGCGAAGCAGAGAUGGCUCCAAUACAAUGCAACAUUUGACCCUCAAUCAUCGAACUUCUCGUCUGACGCUAGCUUCCCUAUUUCAAUGAUGGUGCAUGGCUGUGUGUACAUGAUGGAUAGUUUCUUUCACUGGAGACUGUGGGAGCCAUUUUUAGAGCAGUUUCUCACCGGUGAAGUCGUUGGUAAAGCCUCAAACGGUACAAUGGGGUACAUCCAAACCCUGAGCGGGCCACAAGUCCUGCAAAACAUCUAUAAUUACGGCAAUACAAGCUUUGGCCGGGUCGAUAGCAUCUUUCGAAAUAUCUCGGACUCAAUUACCGCCUUCAUGCGACAAAACAGUGAAGCUCCCUUCUACAACCACCCUGCUAUAGGAGAUGUAAUGCAUGACGAGACUUGUCUGGCUGUGCGAUGGAAGUGGCUGAUUUUCCCCUCGCUAGUCACGACAAUGGCAAUUGCCUUCUUCAUCAGCAGUCUUGCACGGACAAGGUCGACUGAGAGUAGGCAUUUGCCAAUUUGGAAGUCAUCAUCGCUACCGCUUUUAUUACAAGACGCUGAAGCUGCGACGACCAAUACGAGGCACAAGGAUUGCCACGAUAUUGGAGUUUUGGAAAAGAUUGCGAAGGAAUGGGAUGCAUCACUUGUAAACAAUGAGUCUACGUCCAGUAGACUUGUGAAAGAAAGAAGAGUACCACGCCCCGAGGAGGAAGCCCCUGAAGAGGUGUAG